Molecule: messenger RNA, 702 nt
Organism: Symbiodinium sp. CCMP2592
Lineage: Eukaryota; Dinophyceae; Suessiales; Symbiodiniaceae
Source: the annotation of a GenBank genome assembly
AUGAAGUGCAUUCUGCUUAUUCAGGCGAUCAUUGCGGCGACCAGCUCUAUCUGCCAUGUGCUAUACAAGCCGAAGCACCACUGGCCUGAAGUAGUGGCCUGGUGGCUCACCUUCUUCACGCUGUACUCCAACUUGAUGCCAAUCUCCCUCUAUCCGACGGUGGAGUUCUGCAAUGUCUUUCAGUGUCGAGCGAUCCAGCAGGAUAAGCGGAUGACUCUUGCCGGCAGAUCAUCGUGCUACAAAGCACCGGGCUUCAAUGAGGGCAAGCCCUUCGCAGCUGUUACUCGGAGUUCGAAUCUGUGCCAAGAGCUGGGGCAGGUCGGAUACAUCUUCUCGGACAAGACAGGAACAUUGACACAAAACGACAUGGCUUUGAGGCGUGUCUCCAUCGGCGGGCAGAAGUUUGGGACAUUCCAGAGUAGCCCGCAGGCCGGAAAGUCGGAUGAUGCGGGAUGGGACGGCUUCGACGGCGGCCGCGAGCUUCAGGCGGCGAGAGGCCUGUCUAUGAAGGCGCGAGAGAUCGACGCAUUCUUGGAAGUGCUCGCAGUCUCGCACACUGUGAUGGUCACCAGCGGGGAGGACCUUGAUGAGUGUUCCUGGCCAAGUACGUGGAUGAUGAGGGGCUUGGAGAAAAAUGAUGCUGAGCAGGUUAAGAGGCGAGUCGGGGCUAGGCGGCGGAGCGUUGAAUCCAAGAGUUCCUAG